This is a messenger RNA of Acytostelium subglobosum LB1, 2883 nucleotides long. RefSeq lists its product as hypothetical. The transcript has 3 exons. NCBI's taxonomy places the organism in Eukaryota, Evosea, Eumycetozoa, Acytosteliales, Acytosteliaceae. Gene Ontology annotation, molecular function: phosphatidylinositol-4,5-bisphosphate 5-phosphatase activity; phosphatidylinositol-3,4,5-trisphosphate 5-phosphatase activity; inositol-polyphosphate 5-phosphatase activity. Gene Ontology annotation, biological process: phosphatidylinositol dephosphorylation. The record is from RefSeq and is a predicted model, not a curated record. Bases 1 to 2883 code for a protein of 960 amino acids.
AUGGAUACAUUCUUCACGUGGGGAGCCAACUCGCACGGUCAGCUUGGCAUUGGUGACGACAACCCACAGCAGGACCAUUGUCCGACGCCUCAGCGCGUUAAGGUCGACAUUGAGGACAAGAAGAUAUCACACGCAGCACUUGGCACCAAUCACAGCAUACUACUCACUCAAUCGGGUGACAUAUAUACCUUUGGCAACGGCGAGAAUCAUCAGCUAGGCCACGGAAACACACGCAGUCGCAUGUGGCCCUCACUAGUUGUCCGACCCAAGAUCAAGGCGUCGGCGAUCUUUGCCGCGGGCGACUGUUCAGCGCUGUUUGUUCAAAACGAGCAGUCGCUCCUCACAGAUAUGGCGCGCGUAGCAGCCAGCCGUAUCAGCGCAGCGGGCAAGAAGCCAAUGUCAGUGUUUGUCGGCACGUGGAACUGCAACGGCAAGCAAUCAAACAAUCUGGCCAACUGGCUGUUGUCCAACUCGUUUGCGCCCGACAUCAUUGUCAUUGGCCUUCAGGAGAUUGUAGACAUGAAGGCUGGCGCCAUUGUCAAGGCCACUGCCGCGGACAAACAGAACAACAAGGAGAACACCUAUCAUCCUUGGAAGCACGCCAUCGAGCAGACCCUAUCACUGUGCUCAGGCAGUCGGUACGUCAAGGUGAAGAACAAGAUCCUUGUCGGCAUGAUGCUACUUGUCUUUGUCAAGGAGGAGCAUGCGCCACAUGUCAAAGACGCAUGUGGGUCCAUUGUCCCAUGUGGAGCAAUGGGUAAAAUAGGUAACAAAGGUGGUGUUGGAAUCAGGUUCUCAUUGUACAAGACCGGUUUCUGCUUCAUCAAUUCACAUCUUGCGGCUGGCGAAUCAAACGAGAGAUUGGAGCGCAGAGCGCAAGACUUCAAGAAGAUACAGAUGAUGUCAUUCGAUGGAAACUUAUCCAUGUUGGAUCAUGAAUGUCUGAUAUGGCUCGGUGACUUGAACUACAGGAUAGACUUGAACCCUGUGGAGUGCAAGGAGAAGAUAAAGGCCAAGAACUGGCAGUCGUUGGUGGCCAACGAUCAGUUGACAUAUGAACGCAAUGCUGGACGCGUGUUCCUGGGCUUCCAGGAGCAGCCAAUCAACUUUGCUCCAACAUACAAGUAUGAUGUUGGCACCAAUCAAUAUGACUCGAGUGAGAAGAACAGGACUCCAUCGUAUUGCGACAGGAUUCUGUACAGAGGCGAUACUAUCAAGCCGCUGGUCUACCAGCGCCACGAGCUGACAGAGAGCGACCACCGACCUGUGUCAUCUCUGUUCCUAGUCGAGGUGCAAGACUACCAGCCGGCGUCCUCUCCACGCGCAGGAGGCUGGACCCGCAUCAAGACAGCCAAGAGCGUCAGCAGCGGAACAUCGCGAUGCGAGUCGCCAGACAUCUCAAACAAGCACAGGAACCAUAAUCACGUGCAGAUGUGCAACUCCCUGCCCUCGCUUCAUCAUCCCAGCCCCUCAAAGAUCACCAUUGGUAACCAACACAGUCUGUUUGAGAGGUCCACAUAUCAACAACAACAGCAGCAGUAUCCAAUCAAACAGUUGCCCAUCCCUCCAGUACCACCAAAGCUCAACAAACUAAAGAUCAGCACCAACAACACCAACAAUAUCAACAUGAGCGACUCUACAUCAUCACUAUCAUCAACAACUUCCACCGAGUCAACAAGCAACAACAGACAACAACAACCACAACAACAGUCACAACAACAAUCACAUCAGUUUGUAAUUGGAUCAUUACCAACAUCACCUUACCUCUUCAACAACAACAAUCUUCGAUUCUCAUCACCUGGCGUCAUCAGGAAGCUUUCACUCUCUGUGGACAACCUUCAUGCAGCUGGCGGUACAUCGCGACAUGGACUGAGUGCACAUCGCAGGAACUUCCUGCUCUCGAUCGGGUCAUCACGACCAGACUCCCCAACACAGGGCAGCAACUUGAGCAUCAACACGAACAACACUUUGACAUCGGGCUCUUCACACACCACGACCAACCCACGCCACAACAUAUCCAACAGCUCAUCAUCCUAUGGCAGCAGUGAUGCCGUACCAAGCCCCAAGAUACUCCCCGUCUCCAAGAGCACGUCCAACCUGUUCAGCUACAUGCCUAGCUCGCUCCCCGAUGAGCCCAACUUCCUCUACAUCGACACGGACACAGAGAUGCUCUCGUCGGACUCUGACUCUUCGUCGGACUCUGAGUCUGAACUUGACGCCGGCGGUCUGCCAAACAACAAGUCCGGAAAGCAGUAUGCACGAUCUGCAUCAUACCUUCUCUAUCUGCCCCUCAACUUCUCUGACGUCAACUAUGCCGACGAAGAUGAGGAGGAUGUAUUAGCCGACCCUUAUAAGCUCACUAGCAAUGGCAAUGGAAAUGGAAAUGGCAAGAAGAACAACAUUAACAACAACUAUAUAUACGAAUCACUGGAUGACAACAAAUCAAUCAAUCAUCAUCACCAAGCGGAGGAACUGUUGUUGCCACAGCACCAACCACAUCAUCAUGUGCAACGACAACAUCAUCAGCAACAACAGGAAGACGACAAACGCAUUUCACAACAUCAAGGCACAUUCCAGACCUUCUUAGAGGAUAACAUUGUCUUGGAUAACAUAUUUAUCGAGCGAUAUAUCUCUGACAACAUUGACAGCAGUAGCAUUAGCAGUGAUAUCAGUAGCUGUAGUAGUACCAUCUUUGACGACAACAAUAACAACAACAACUAUAUGUCAACACCAACCAAGAUGAUCAACAGAGACAACAAUAACGACAAUAGAGCGAGCAUUGGUACACUAUCACCAUCGUUAAAGUCGAGUGGAAUCAAGUGGAUAUCAUCCAAGAUUGUACUUGGCGGACAACGUAGGAAGGAUUCAUUGGCCAAUAAAUGA